Messenger RNA from Tripterygium wilfordii, 1135 nucleotides. Its product is annotated as transcription factor bHLH95-like. The coding region runs from base 200 to 958 and encodes 252 amino acids. The record is from RefSeq and is a predicted model, not a curated record. Lineage: Eukaryota; Viridiplantae; Streptophyta; Magnoliopsida; Celastrales; Celastraceae. The transcript has 3 exons. Gene Ontology annotation, molecular function: protein dimerization activity; DNA-binding transcription factor activity. Gene Ontology annotation, biological process: regulation of DNA-templated transcription; endosperm development.
CGAAUCUCCUCUCACACACAACCCCUCCAUCUCUAUCUCGUGUGAAUAAAUUCAGAGUCAUGUCCACAAAGAUGAUUCCGCAUAUAAAGUACCUGCAGGACUUGUACUGUCAUUCGUGUGAUUGUUCCAAUUCAGACGAUCCUGGUGGAGGCAGCGCUGAAAGCGAAUUCGGCUUGAAACCAACUAAUUGUCUAAUUCAAUGGUCGAUAGUGUCAUGGGUAAUGAAACAGCUGUUGCCGAUGUGGUGGGUCACAAGAAGGGAGUUCCAAAAAACGACAAAAUUCAUGGUGGUGGCUGCGGCGGCGAACCAGAGCAUGAGAUUCACAUUUGGACGGAGAGACAAAGGAGGAAAAAGAUGAGGGACAUGUUCUCUAAUCUUCAUGCCUUGGUCCCUCAACUCCCUGCCAAGGCAGACAAGUCCACCGUUGUUGAUGAAGCAGUGCGAUACAUCAAGGUGCUUCAACAAACUCUCCAAACAAUGCAAAGAAAAAGGAUUGAAAAGCUAAGUACUGGAACAAUAUUAACUGAUUCUUCUGAACCAUCCACCAUGACUUCACAGACACCCCAUGCAUAUGGAUCAACUUCAAGAGAAUCAUUUUUAGCCGGUCAGGGACUGUCCGAGGCCAUGAAUUCCGCGGUUUCUGUCCCUUUUACGCCUGCGUGCUUCCAGACAUGGUUUUCUCCUAAUGUUGUCAUGAACAUGUGCGGUGACGAUGCACAGUUCAGUGUUUGUUCACUGAGGAAGCCUGGUUUACUUGCCACCAUCUUUUACAUACUGGAGAAGCACAAUUUGGAUGUGGUAUCUACUCACAUUUCUUCAGAUCAACACCGCCGCAUAUACAUUAUAAAUGUUCAUCAUGCUGGUGGAGCUUCUCCUCAUUAUCGUGAUGCAUUAUCAGUGGAGGAUACCUUCAAGCUAGCCGCAGGAGAGAUGAAUCUAUGGCUCUUGUCUUGCUGAUUAUAAUGUUGUUGGAUUGGCAUGCAUGAUCAUGAAUAGCCGUGCAUGCUAGGUUGUUUCAUUCUCAAAAGACAAAAAGGUGGUCUUCUAUUUUAUAAUCCUUAUAUUCACUUUUGUGAUCAAGUUUUUAAGCGAUGAUGUAUAUACAAAGCAGACCUUGGUGUAUAUUGAAGUUCA